UUCUUCGUCCCUCUGCCCGGUUUGCCCAUCGCCGAGCCCAGAACCCUAAUCUGAGAUCGCGAACUAUCCUCUCCCGAUGUCAGACGUCACCGCCGAGUUCACGCCGCGCCAGCGCCUGCCUACGCCGUCGCCAUCACUAUCCCCUCAGCAGUCUCGCAGUCGUCAGCCGCCCCCUCCCGGCUCCGACCCCCUCGCUCUCGGCGUCGUCAUCUUCAUCGCCGUCUGCUUCCUCCUGGUUUCAAUCUCAGCUCCAUCAAGCAUUUUACAUCAAGUUCCUGAAGGACAUGUUGGGGUAUACUGGAGGGGAGGUGCUCUUUUGAAAACCAUUACUACUCCAGGCUAUCACCUGAAGCUGCCUUUCAUCACCCAGUUUGAGCCAAUACAGGUUACACUCCAAACAGACCAGGUCAAAGGUAUUCCUUGUGGAACGAAAGGCGGUGUCAUGAUCAGCUUUGACAAGAUAGAGGUUGUCAAUCGUCUCAAUAAAGACUUUGUUUAUGAGACCCUGCUCAAUUAUGGUGUGCAUUAUGAUAAGACAUGGAUAUAUGACAAAAUUCAUCACGAGAUAAACCAGUUCUGCAGUGCUCAUAGUUUGCAGCAAGUUUACAUUGACAUGUUCGAUCAGAUUGAUGAGACCAUGAAAGAAGCUAUCCAAAGGGACUGCACGCGCUAUGCUCCUGGAAUUGAGAUUAUCAGUGUUCGUGUUACAAAACCAAACAUACCUGUUAGUAUUAGGAGAAAUUUUGAACUUAUGGAGGAGGAGCGUACAAAGGCGCUAAUUGCCAUCGAAAGGCAAAAGGUGGCAGAAAAGGAGGCAGAAACUCAGAAGAAGAUCGCACUAUCUGAAGCAGAAAAGAAUGCACUAGUGAGCAAGAUCCUCAUGCAGCAGAUGCUAACGGAGAAGGACAGUUCCAAAAGGCAGCAGCAGAUUGAUAAUGAAAUGUUUCUUGCCCGAGAGAGAGCCCUUGCAGAUGCAAACUAUUACAGGAUUACGAAGGAAGCAGAGGCUAACAAGCUAAAACUUACACCUGAGUAUCUUGAGCUGAGGUUCAUUGAAUCAAUUGCCAAUAACACAAAGAUUUUCUUUGGUGAAAAGAUUCCGAACAUGAUCAUGGAUCAAAGGUUGAUUCGAAAUCACCUUGAUUCUGCUCCGAGCAAGGACCAGUUAGAAAUAUAGUAUCAUCUCUUGUAAAUUUGAAGGAACGAUGGUUGUUUUGUAAUCCUGUAUGGAAGUUUGGAUUUCCCUGAAGCCCCUCGGCGCAUGAGAAUCAAAAAAGGAUGUAAUAGUAGGACCGUUUAGCCUUGUGGAAUCUUUACUAUUAAAAGAGGAUCUACCGUCGUUGUCGUCG
Triticum dicoccoides is the source of this 1349-nucleotide messenger RNA. RefSeq names its product SPFH/Band 7/PHB domain-containing membrane-associated protein family. The transcript has 9 exons. Gene Ontology annotation, biological process: SREBP signaling pathway. Gene Ontology annotation, molecular function: ubiquitin protein ligase binding; cholesterol binding. Gene Ontology annotation, cellular component: endoplasmic reticulum; endoplasmic reticulum membrane. The record is from RefSeq and is a predicted model, not a curated record. NCBI's taxonomy places the organism in Eukaryota, Viridiplantae, Streptophyta, Magnoliopsida, Poales, Poaceae. The coding region runs from base 77 to 1177 and encodes 366 amino acids.